This is a messenger RNA of Metarhizium album ARSEF 1941, 1620 nucleotides long. Its product is annotated as Cytochrome P450. The record is from RefSeq and is a predicted model, not a curated record. The coding region runs from base 1 to 1620 and encodes 539 amino acids. The transcript is spliced from 10 exons. Gene Ontology annotation, molecular function: monooxygenase activity; iron ion binding; heme binding. NCBI's taxonomy places the organism in Eukaryota, Fungi, Ascomycota, Sordariomycetes, Hypocreales, Clavicipitaceae.
AUGAAGGACAAUCUAAUCUACGCCGCGAAGUGGGUUGGCGAGCCACUCAUGGAAAAUAAUCAUACGACAUCAUCAACCGUCUCCAUGGGCGAGAGCGGCCUAAUAUGGUCGUGGUUGUCUCGAACCGAGCCAGUCUCAUGGAACGUGAUGGCAUGGAUGGCAUGUGGUGCGGUGCUUUUCCCCGUCUUCGUCAAGGGCCUCUACAACUUGUAUUUCCACCCUCUUCGAAAUGUUCCCGGGCCCAAGCUCGCGGCAUUGACCGACUUUUACGCCUUCUAUUGGAACUGGAUACGGGACGAAGGGUACUCCAAGCGUUUCGGCUCUCUACACAAGCAUUACAAUUCUCCCAUCAUCCGCAUCGGCCCCAACCACGUCCACACGAACCAGCCCGAGUACUUCGACGUAAUAUUCAAAGCUGGGUCGAAAUGGAAAAAAGACGGCUCGUUCUACAGAUAUUUCAACGGCCUGGACGCCAUGAUCGAUCCGGCACAGUACCGCGCCUACCGCACGCAUCUGGCGCCGUUGUACGCGCAGCGAGCCGUCAACGAGCUGCCGCCCAAGCUUCACAGAGAUCUACUCCUCUCCGCCGCCAAAAUGGAGGCGAGCGUCAAGACGGGAGACGCAGUGAACAUGGUCAAGGUCCUGCGGACAUUGAGCACUUCCAUGAUUCUCUACAACCUGUACUCACAGGACAUCUCCCUCAUUGAGCACGACGGCUAUCAUCCCUUCUUGGAGGCCUUUGAGCAGCUCAUGACGCAGAGCUGGCUGUUCGUCACCUAUCCCCUGCCGGCCAUGCUCCUGGGUCUCAUUCCGGGGACGAGCUUCGCGCGCUUCAAAUCUUCCUACACGACCUUUAUGCAGUAUUGCCAGGCCUGGAACGACAACGACGUCCGCAUGCUGCAGGCGACGGAGCCACGGGAACUGCGUGAUUCCCAUAUGAAGCGGUACCUGGCCGCCGAGAGCGAGGGCUGCGCAAAAUCUCGCUUCCUGCCAAGUCCCAUCGACGACGUCUUUAAUUUUGUCGCCGGCGGCAGCGACACGACCUCGUACACGCUCGCCUGCGCAUUCUUCCACGUCCUCUCGUCGCCUGAGAUUUACGCCAAGCUCCUGAGAGAGCUGGAUGAGGGUGCUGCGUUCAUAAGGGACUCGUUUGACUACAGCAAGAUUCAAAACCUCGCAUACCUGAACGCCGUGAUCAAGGAGACGCUCCGGAUUUCCGUCCCUGUUCCGGGCUGUUUGCCCCGGACUGUGCCCGACGGCGGGACGACUUUGGGUUCCGUCCAUCUCCCUGCCGGUACGGCCGUUUCCCUGUCCCAGCAGUCCAUCAGCUUUGACGAGGCGAUAUUUCCCCGUCCACACGAGUUCGAUCCGGAAAGAUGGCUGGGCAGCGAAGCACAGCGCCUGGACAGGUGGAACGUAGCAUUCAGCAGAGGUCCUCGUCAGUGUAUCGGCACCAGCCUGGCCUAUCUGGAGCUUCGUUGUGUCCUGGCCUAUUUCUUUUCCCGCUUUGAAAUGGCACUGACUGGCAGCUGCGGCGACCGCCUUCGUUGGGUCGAUCGCUUCGUCGCCGUUAACCUGGAUGAUGUCGAGGUCAGGCUGCUUGGCGAUCGGUGGAACUGA